AUGAUUACGAGCAAAACCCCGCGAAAUGAAGUCGGAAACAACCUUCUGGAACCUCAUCCUGAACCCAAACCAAACAAAGCGUUGGAGCAGUUUCAGCGGCUCACUUCUAGGUUGAUUCGACGGGAUCAGGUAAGAGUAACAUUGCGAAUAUUGGGAAAGAGUUCAGGCGAAGCAAAAUUUGGUAUCAAAACGUAUCGGAUGGGACAGAAAACAUUGAUUUGUUGUUUUAAAAGAGCCUUUCUACCUGUCGAAAUGUCUUUUGAUACAAAAAUUGUCGCAUUCUGGUCUCUUUUCCACAUCUUUUGUAAGCUAAAACCGGUUAAGAAGUGUUUACAACUUGCUCCUUGUUCACUAAAAGUUUCAAUUUUCAGAAUGCCUUUCAACCGUUGAAAGAUCACCCAAUCUCCCCAGCAGAAAAGACUUCGCCUCCCAAGAAGCUCGGAGGAAUCUGCGUCCUCCGCCGCGACGGGAAGUUCCAAAUCUCCAGAAAGUACUACACUAAAGCGUCAAAGGGAAGGUUGACUUUUUACAAGUGCCGGAAUGGGUCGACCGAGAAGGACACGCUGACUCCAGAAUAUAAUAUCAAUUUGGCGAAGGUAAGAGCGGGUUUCGGCUGUUUUGGCCUCAGAGUUUGAUGGGAACCCCCAAAAUCUAACAUAAAUUAUCCUACAACUUCAGAUCAGCGAGAUUCUGUACAACGAUGACGCGAAGAAGCUAGUUUUGUGUUUACCCCGAGGCCAAUAUCAUCUUCAACCAAUUGCUAAAGAAAAAUAUGAAAAAUGGAAGAUUGCUCUUCAACAACACCGAGCAUUUGGCAAAGCAGAGAAGGAAAAGUAAGCAACGACUGAUUUUUAUCCAAAAAAUGUAUUUUUUUCAAAAAAUCCUAUUUUAGCCGAAGUACUGGACAAAACAAGGCUCAAGAAUCGACCCAGACUGCGAAGUCGAACUCAAUCUCUCUAAAACAAUCAGAAAAAGAGCUUCAAAAUCUUCUCCAAGACCUCAACGAAAGUUUCAAACUCAGUCGGAAGAACAACAGUUUUGAUGACUUUGAAGAAAAGUAAGUGGAAAUACCUCCGAUUAUAUAAUUUUAAGGCUCGUCAAGACAAUGACAAACUUUAGUCAGUUUGUCGAGCAGACCUAUGAGUUUCAACUGAAGUCAACCGAGCUGCUUACUGUCAUCGAAAAACAGGCCAAGGAAUGUCGAGAAAUGAUUUUAAUUUUGCGAAGUGGACAAAAAUAUAGCGAUGGGGAGGAAUGGGACGUGACAACUGGUAAGGAAUUUUAUCUUUAAAGCUACUAUUUCAGUUUUUAUCUACAUAAAAUGACCUCUCCGCAAAAAAUAGCCAACAACUUCUAAGCUAAGCUUUAUCUCUUUUCUAGCCAUCUCAGCAACCCAGUCAUUCAGCGAAUUGCCAGUACAAGCCACUCCACCCAAAACUCCAAAAGAACGAGUCGUGGUAAAGCCUCUGCCAAGCAUUCGUAAGGGAUUACUGUAAUUUGUUGACUAAAGUAAUGUAGACUCGAGACAGAUCCACGUUAUGUCUGACAAAUGAAAAUAAGUGUUUAUGCGGACAAAGAGAGCAAUCCAUAGCUGUAUCAUUUCAGUUGAAGUCCGAGUACAUCCAGCAUUCCAACCUCUCCAAAAUCCCCGAAAAGCUUUGCCUGCGGAACCAAUUUUUGGUGGUUCAAUUCCACUCUCAGCAAUUUUUCGUGCCGCCCUCCCAGUCCAUGCCUUUGAACCUCUUGGAGAUCUACAGGUACCCUCAAAGUAUAAAAAUUUUCACUGUUUUGCCUUGAUCUACCUACUACAAUAUAAUUUUAGGUUUUGGUUGAGUCGAUGAGUUAUGCUGGUCAAUGCCUGAACAAAAUCCAUAGAAUCAAAGACCCAGUGGAUAGAAUGUGCAUGGUCGCGGCCAUGGCAGUGAGCUUCUCUUGUAUUACUUGCCGAAAAAAUCGACGGCCCUUUGGUGCCGCGUUGGGAGAAACCUUCGAUUUCAUUAGCCCCGAUGGAUGGAAAGCGCAUGCAGAGCAGGUAAUUUUUUUAUUUCUGGCUUCUAGAAAGUGCUAACUGCGUGAAACACGCAAACUGUAGGUCUAUAAUCAAACUUCGGCUAUGCACGCUCAAGGAGAAGGUUGGGAGCUCUACAAAACGAUUCAACUCGCGUUUUUCCCAACUUUAACUGGAUCACUGCGAAUUGUCCCGCAAAAUCCCAUCAAGCUGCGGGUUUUUGGGAGUGAUGAAUUCGCGUGGAACCCGGUAAGAAACUGAUUUGACCACCUUUCUCCAUUUUCAUGGAAAUGGAUGAAAGUUUACAAAAUAUUACCAGUAAAAGUUUGCGAUAACUCCAGAUUCCAAUCAUCUGCCAUAAUGCACGUGCCGAAGCCGACAAAAGAGUGGUUAAAACUGCUGGCGACAUCUUGAUAACUUCCACUUCUGGAGUUCAAUGUAAAAUGACCUUUUCCGAGGAGAAAAAUGCAAUUCGAGGAGAAGUAAUUCAUAAUGGAAAAGUUGUCUACAAACUGGUCGGAUACGCAGAUAAAGGUCUUAAUCGGUAGGUAAAACACAAAUAGUGUGAUCUAAAGGUUUUUUACAAAUCCAAAGUCAGCAAUUACAAGUUGCAGGUUAGCCCCUGGAAAGCCUCAAGAGCGUCUCCUCGAAGUCAAGAAGCCCGACAAAGACAUUUACAAGUUCUAUCACAUGAAUCCGCUCUCAAUUACAUUUAAUCAGCUAGAUGAUCAAAUCCGUCCGUACAUCCCGAAAACCGACACUAGACUCAGGGAAGACAUCAGACUCAUGGAGCAGGGUCAUUUCGACCUUGUCGAGAACUCCACUAAGAAGAUUGAUGAGGUAAAUUUUGUAAUACCAUCAAACCAUAGACAUUUUAUCUAAUUUUACACAAAAAUCGAGUCAUUUUUGAUUUGCAGACCCAUAAUUACCGUGCUGCGAAUCAUCGAGCGCUCUGGUUUGAGCCUCUGACUGACCUAGCAACAGGAAAGACUUUGUGGUACACGAACGGCCGAUAUUGGCAGGCAAAAAGCAAAAAGUUUGAGGAUUGGUACAGCAAGAGUUAUAUUAUCCCGCUGAAGCCGGAUAGCUGA
Molecule: messenger RNA, 3099 nt
Organism: Bursaphelenchus xylophilus (pine wood nematode)
Lineage: Eukaryota; Metazoa; Nematoda; Chromadorea; Rhabditida; Aphelenchoididae
Source: the annotation of a GenBank genome assembly